GCGGGGUAUCUUCGGCGGGCUAGUGUGGCCCAACUGACCCAGGAGCUGGGCACUGCCUUCUUCCAGCAGCAGCAGCUUCCAGCUGCUAUGGCAGACACCUUCCUGGAGCACCUCUGCCUACUGGACAUUGACUCCGAGCCCGUGGCUGCUCGCAGUACCAGCAUCAUUGCCACCAUCGGGCCGGCAUCUCGCUCCGUGGAGCGCCUCAAGGAGAUGAUCAAGGCCGGGAUGAACAUUGCGCGACUCAAUUUCUCCCACGGCUCCCACGAGGUGCAGGACGGGCCGCCGGGCGGUGGGUGGGGCAGGAGGAUGCCUCGAGGUCCUGGCCACCUUCCCCUGAAACCCUCGCUCCGCUCCCUCCCCCAGUACCACGCUGAGUCCAUCGCCAACGUCCGGGAGGCGGUGGAGAGCUUUGCAGCUUCCCCGCUCAGCUACCGGCCCGUGGCCAUCGCCCUGGACACCAAGGGACCGGAGAUCCGCACUGGGAUCCUGCAGGGGGGUCCGGAGUCGGAAGUGGAGCUGGUGAAGGGCUCCCAGGUGCUGGUGACUGUGGACCCCGCGUUUCGGACGCGGGGGAACGCGAACACCGUGUGGGUGGACUACCCCAAUAUUGUCGGGGUCGUGCCGGUGGGGGGCCGCAUCUACAUUGACGACGGGCUCAUCUCCCUAGUGGUCCAGAAAAUCGGCCCAGAGGGACUGGUGACGCAAGUGGAGAACGGUGGCGUCCUGGGCAGCCGUAAGGGCGUGAACUUGCCGGGGGCCCAGGUGGACUUGCCCGGGCUGUCCGAGCAGGACGUCCGGGACCUGCGCUUCGGGGUGGAGCAUGGAGUGGACAUCGUGUUUGCCUCCUUUGUGCGGAAAGCCAGCGAUGUGGCUGCUGUCAGGGCUGCUCUGGGGCCAGAAGGACAGGACAUCAAGAUCAUCAGCAAAAUUGAGAACCACGAAGGCGUGAAGAGGUUUGAUGAAAUCCUGGAGGUGAGCGACGGCAUUAUGGUGGCACGGGGGGACCUAGGCAUCGAGAUUCCAGCAGAGAAGGUUUUCCUGGCUCAGAAGAUGAUGAUUGGGCGCUGCAACUUGGCGGGCAAGCCUGUUGUCUGUGCCACACAGAUGCUGGAGAGCAUGAUUACCAAGCCCCGGCCAACGAGGGCAGAGACAAGCGAUGUGGCCAAUGCUGUGCUAGAUGGGGCCGACUGCAUCAUGCUGUCAGGGGAGACUGCCAAAGGCAACUUCCCUGUGGAAGCCGUGAAGAUGCAGCAUGCGAUUGCCCGGGAGGCAGAGGCUGCAGUGUACCACCGGCAGCUGUUUGAGGAGCUACGUCGGGCAGCGCCACUGAGCCGUGAUCCCACUGAGGUCAUCGCCAUUGGCGCCGUGGAGGCUGCCUUCAAGUGCUGUGCUGCUGCCAUCAUCGUACUGACCACAACUGGCCGCUCAGCCCAGCUUCUGUCUCAGUACCGACCUCGGGCAGCAGUCAUUGCUGUCACCCGCUCUGCCCAAGCUGCCCGCCAGGUCCACUUAUGCCGAGGAGUCUUCCCCUUGCUUUACCGUGAACCUCCAGAAGCCAUCUGGGCAGAUGACGUAGAUCGCCGGGUGCAAUUUGGCAUUGAAAGUGGAAAGCUCCGUGGCUUCCUCCGUGUUGGAGACCUGGUGAUUGUGGUGACAGGCUGGCGACCUGGCUCCGGGUACACCAACAUCAUGCGGGUGCUGAGCAUAUCCUGAGACGCCCCUCCCUCCUCUGGCCCAGCCUACCCCUGUAUCCCAUCCCUUCCUCCCCAGUCUACGUCCUCCAGCCCACACCCCUCCAAAGCCUCACCUUUAAGUCCUCUCUUCUCUAUUCCUGAACCUCCCUACCUGAGGCCUAUCUGAGACUAUAUCUGCCAUCUAGCCCCAUUCGAGGUUGCCCCUUCCCCAUCUCCAUUUCACACAGGUCCUGAAAGUCUGUGUCCAAUUAUGCACUGGCCACCCGACAGCACCAACUGUACAUUCCCUGCAUCCAAUCCACUCAGCAGGCCCUAAGAUGCCUUGAGCCUUUAAUCCCAGUUUGGCUGGUUAAUUCCAUAACCCCAGACAUCUCAUCCCUUGGGAUCGGGGAGAAGGGAGACAGGGAAAUCUUGUCCACAGUCUCCCAUUCUCAUAUGUGGCCCUCAUGAUAAUCUGGGCAUCUCGUGCCAGGGCAGGCUACCCUUUCAUCGUGACUAACAGUGACAUGAUAGUCCACGCUUUGGAGAAAACUGGGUGGGAUGGAUGCUGGGGAGAAGGGAGGGCUGGGCAGCUGAUUUUGUCACUGUCUUCACAACCUCUGUGCUGGGCUUGUAGACCACUGUCCUGGCUCCUCUCAUGCCCACCUGAUACCUUGCUUGGUCAAAUCCCCGGCUGCUUCCUUCUGCACCCAGAAAUUCCUUCCCACUCACUUUGUUCCCACACACAAACCAAGAGCCAAAAAUGAGUGUGUCUAUUUUAUAUUUAAACCCAGCUGUUUGGAAGCAAUUAUAAAACUUCUCCCACACACCAACAACCCCAGAACUCCCCACCCAGAAGGAAAGGAGACUUGGGGUCCUGGCCCCACAGUCUCUAAUGCUGUAGAGUAGCAGAGGGGACAGACAGAGUGAGUGAGUGUGGUAAAGGACUACUCUUGUCCCUGAGAAGGCAGAGGUGCUGGCUGGCCUGCCCUUCCCCAGGCUUGGAUACCUUGGGCCUUUCCCUUACUCCUGCACCAACAGCAAACUCA
Molecule: messenger RNA, 2725 nt
Organism: Chlorocebus sabaeus (green monkey)
Lineage: Eukaryota; Metazoa; Chordata; Mammalia; Primates; Cercopithecidae
Gene: PKLR
Product: pyruvate kinase L/R
Biological process (GO): glycolytic process
Molecular function (GO): potassium ion binding; magnesium ion binding; pyruvate kinase activity
Source: RefSeq, a predicted model, not a curated record